Messenger RNA from Talaromyces amestolkiae, 882 nucleotides. RefSeq lists its product as uncharacterized. Gene Ontology annotation, molecular function: oxidoreductase activity. The record is from RefSeq and is a predicted model, not a curated record. Gene Ontology annotation, cellular component: cytosol. The transcript is spliced from 2 exons. The coding region runs from base 1 to 882 and encodes 293 amino acids. Lineage: Eukaryota; Fungi; Ascomycota; Eurotiomycetes; Eurotiales; Trichocomaceae.
AUGAAGGAAUCGAUCGAUACUGGUUUCUACUUCACCUCAGUGACUCAUACCGACACAUAUCCCGCCAUCGAUCCAUCGCAGCAGGAUCUAAGCAACAGAUACGUUUUUAUCACCGGAGCCUCCAAGGGGAUUGGACGCGAGACAGCAUUAUCAUAUGCGCGAGCAGGUUGCGCGGGAAUCGGCAUCGGCGCUCGAUCGGAUCUUUCAGAUUUAAUCCCUCUCAUAGAACAAGCAGCGCUGAGUGCAGGAAAGCCUGCCCCUAUAGUGAAAGCAGUUAGUUUGGAUGUGACUGACGAAGUAAGCGUGGUUGAAGCCGCUGCAUCAAUUGCCGAGGCCUUCCCGCGCGUGGACAUUCUUAUCAAUAAUGCUGGAUAUCUCGAAACAAGAGCAAAGAUUAUGGAAAGUGACCCGACGGAAUGGUGGAAGAGCUGGAAUGUGAAUGUCAAGGGUCCAUACCUGGUGACGCGCGCGUUUUUACCGCAAAUCCUAGAGCGUGGAGGGCAGAAGAUUAUUGUCAACCUGAGCAGCAUCGCCGCGCAUCUGCGAUCACCGGGCGGCUCGGCAUAUCAAACUAGCAAGCUGGCGCUCCUACGGUUUACGGAGUUUCUGGAUGUGGACCAUGGUCCCGAUGGUGUCUUGACGUUUGCUAUCCACCCUGGGGGUGUCUUGACUGACAUGGGGAAAAGACUUCCGUUGGAACGGCAACCAGCUCUAACAGAGACGCCGCAACUGUGUGCUGAUACCCUGGUGGCUUUGACGAAGGAGAGACUGGAGUGGCUGGCCGGACGAUAUGUGUCUGCGACUUGGGAUGUGGAAGAGUUGAUUAGCAAGAAGGAAGAUAUUCUCGCAAAGGAUUUGUUGAAAGUUAGAAUGUCUGUUUAA